Molecule: messenger RNA, 607 nt
Organism: Phoenix dactylifera (date palm)
Lineage: Eukaryota; Viridiplantae; Streptophyta; Magnoliopsida; Arecales; Arecaceae
Source: RefSeq, a predicted model, not a curated record
ACAAUCUCAGGUAAUAUGUUGUUCUCAUCAAAAUGCUUUUGUCAUCUAUUCCAGUCAGGCCGAAAGGAGACCGUUUUAGAUUUGGCAAAGUUUGUUGACAAGGGGGUCCAGGUCAAGCUAACUGGAGGGAGACAAGUAACAGGAACUUUGAAAGGAUACGAUCAGCUGCUAAACUUGGUUCUUGAUGAAGCAAUAGAGUUCCUUAGAGAUCCUGAUGACCCACUGAAAACAACGGACCAAACCAGACGACUUGGCCUAAUAGUUUGUAGGGGAACUGCGGUAAUGCUUGUAUCGCCAACUGAUGGAACUGAUGAGAUUGCUAACCCCUUUCUUCAGCCAGAGGGGGCCUAAGCGGUUUGCUCAGCUAUUCUUCCUUGAACUAACUGCCAUGUAAUCAUAUAUUAUUUCAACAGUGUGCUUGCUUGUGUUGGUUUUGCUAUGCUAGGAAAGUUGGGUGAGAAUUUUAUGCAAUAUCCACACCUUUCAUUGUCUUGGAAUGUCAUAGGGAGGAUAAUGCUAAAGCUUGGAUGAACAUUUCCUUUUGGUAUUUCUUUUCUGUUGCUCUCUGUGCUUGAUGUUUCAAAAUAUGAGAAACCACUUAAAAUCA